This is a messenger RNA of Humulus lupulus (European hop), 1131 nucleotides long. Its product is annotated as aquaporin TIP1-1. The coding region runs from base 94 to 852 and encodes 252 amino acids. The transcript is spliced from 2 exons. Gene Ontology annotation, biological process: water transport; transmembrane transport. The record is from RefSeq and is a predicted model, not a curated record. Gene Ontology annotation, molecular function: water channel activity. NCBI's taxonomy places the organism in Eukaryota, Viridiplantae, Streptophyta, Magnoliopsida, Rosales, Cannabaceae. Gene Ontology annotation, cellular component: plant-type vacuole membrane.
GGAAAACCAGUACUAUAGUACCACCUCCUCCUCUCUCUCUCCUCGUGUAACACACACCGUCCGAUCAACAAACUUGAUCAUCGCUACAUCACCAUGCCGAUCAGAAACAUCGCCGUCGGUAGGCCCGCGGAGGCAACUCAACCAGACGCCUUGAGGGCGGCCUUGGCUGAGUUCAUAUCAACUCUAAUCUUCGUCUUCGCCGGUUCAGGUUCAGGUAUCGCCUUCAACAAGCUUACCGACAACGGUGCCGCCACUCCUGCCGGUCUCAUCUCCGCCGCCAUCGCCCACGCUUUCGCCCUCUUCGUCGCCGUCGCAGUCGGAGCCAACAUCUCAGGUGGACACGUCAACCCCGCUGUCACCUUCGGCGCCUUCGUCGGAGGUAACAUCACCCUCCUACGUGGCAUCCUAUACUGGAUCGCUCAGCUCCUCGGCUCCACCGUCGCCGCCUUGCUCCUCAAAUUCGUCACCGGUGGAUUGGCUGUUCCAACAUUCAAUCUAUCAUCUGGAGUUGGAGUAUGGGAAGGAUUGGUGUUCGAGAUCGUGAUGACCUUUGGAUUGGUUUACACAGUUUACGCUACAGCCGUUGAUCCCAAGAAGGGCAAUUUGGGAAUUAUUGCCCCCAUCGCUAUUGGUUUCAUCGUGGGUGCUAACAUCUUGGCCGGUGGGGCCUUCGAUGGGGCCUCGAUGAACCCAGCAGUGUCGUUUGGGCCUGCUUUGGUGAGCUGGAGCUGGGAGAACCACUGGAUCUACUGGGCCGGGCCUUUGAUCGGCGGUGGUAUUGCUGGGCUCGUAUAUGAGUUCGUCUUCAUCUCCCACACCGGCCACGAACAGCUCCCAACCACCGAAUACUAAGCCAUUUGACGAUCCUUAUUCCCGGCUUGGUGUAUUUAUUUGGUUUCGAGGGUUCAUUUUUAUUUUUAUAUUUUGUGUUUAAUCUCCACCGUUGAUCUUUUCAUCUUCUCAACAAAAUCUAAUCAUUGUGAUCUAUACCAUCUCAAUGUUUUGCCCUGUAUUGCAUUAUUGUGUGUGAUUAUUCCAUGGAAGACAGGGUGCCUGAAUUGAUCAUUUCUCAGUUGUAUUUAUUAUUCUAGUUUAUUUUCUUCUUUGUAAUUUAAAUUUAAUUCCCUUUUA